AAAAAGUUCGCGCUGCUGGUCCCGCGCGGGCGGCCCCUGGGCUUUGUGUCCACCAGGACAGCGGGCCGGGCUCCCUGCAGGCGCGGGCGGCGCCGAACGGUGCUCAGCAACCACCCGGACAGGGCCAGGCCGUUUUCUCCCGCUCAGGCAUUAGUCGUUGGCUGUGGGCCGCCGCGGGAAGUUGAGGCCUACCACGGAGGAGGCUGCUGAGGUGGAUCUCAGGGGAUCCGCAAGGGCUCCCUCACCCUUGCCGGGACCCUGGGAACCCGAAACAAAAUCCUACGCCACCAGCCCGCCGAAUGCGCCCCCUCGGCCGGGGGUCCUGGGUCUUCAGAGAAGAACUCGGCCGAAUGCGGUCAGAAAGCCCGCGAACCGCCUGGACCUGCAGGCCCCGCCGCUUGGAGCUCCCGCCUUUCCCGACCGAGCCCGUGUCUGCUCGUGUGUCUCACUGAUGUCUUAGGUCUCAAAAAAAAAAGAAAAGAAAAGGUUUUUAGUAGACAGAAGAGAAAUGGGGCCGUGGGUUCGUGGUCCCAGGGGGAAACUGACGUCGCAUGAGGUCGUCGUCCCUCAGCUUGAGCUCAGCGGAACAUAAGCUUGCAGAGGUGGAAACCACGGAAGGUUUGGGUGUCUUGGAGCUCUCUGGACACCGAAGCCCGGACACAGUCCCGGGGUCCGCACCGCCUGUGACCUGUGGCGGGACCGCCGGGGUGGGCGUUUUCUCAGCUGGCGCGCGCGUAGGUGGAACUUGGGAAACUAACUGGAGCGAAGUGGCAAAAAACCAAGACAGGGCCGGUGACCUCGCGCAGGCCGUCCUUAACUGUGGAGUAUUCCUUCAGCUAACCCCUUUAUUUCAUGUGUCCAAGUCUGGUUUCUGGGUUUCUUUGUAGUCCUCCGGGCCUGUUCGUGCGCCUUCACUUGCAAAAGGUUCGUCGUGGAGGGCCGUGUGCUUGUUUGCAGCAGUAACGAUGCCCUUCCCGAGCGUGCUGGAGUGGCUCCUCGCUGACGCAAGCUCACCUUGCAGCCUCCUCAGCAACUGCAACUUAAACGCGCCCUCAGGAAGCCCUGGAAUCUCGCUCAGAAUUUUUUUUCUUUUUUUGAGACAGUCUCGCUGCGACGCCCAGGCUAUAGCGCAAUGGCGCGAUCUCGGCUCCCUGCAACCUCCCUCAGGAAGCCGUGGAAGCUCGACCGCCAGAAACUUCCUUCUCCUGACUCAGGCCACAGUCUUCUGUGUGGCUGGUCUCCAGGAGGUAAGGCCCGCCCUGCAGGCAACACCGGUGCUUGGGCUCCUGCUGAGCAGUUCUUUCCUGCGAGUAACAGAACCAGGGAGGGAGGUGGGCUGUGGCCUCCCCUGCCCCUACAGUCGUCUCCUGCAGCUCCCACCAUGCUGGACUCAUCAGCAGCAGAGCAAGUGACCCGACUGACGCUGAAGCUCUUGGGACAGAAGCUGGAGCAAGAACGGCAGAACGUGGAAGGGGGACCUGAGGGCCUCCACCUCGAGCCAGGAAAUGAGGACCGGCCGGACGAUGCCCUGCAGACUGCUCUGAAGAGAAGGAGGGACCUUCUGCAGAGACUCCGGGAACAACACCUCCUGGACGAGCUCUCUCGGGCCCAGGCCUGGAGCGGGCCAAGCAGAGGAGCCCUCGGGUCAGCCCUGCCCCCAGAGCUGCCCCCCACGGGCAUCCUACCCACUGCCUCCCCAUCCCCGCUGGCCCCAGACCCGCCAAGGAUCAUCCUGCCUACGGUCCCCCAGCCUCCUGCCACCAUCAUUCAGCAGCUCCCUCAGCAGCCACUCAUAGCACAGAUUCCUCCUCCCCAGGCCUUCCCUACUCAACGGUCAGGAAGUAUUAAGGAAGACAUGGUGGAGCUGCUGCUGCUGCAGAACGCACAGGUGCACCAGUUGGUCCUGCAGAACUGGAUGCUCAAGGCCCUGCCCCCAGCCCUGCAGGACCCGCCACAUGUGCCCCCGAGGGUCCCACGAGCUGCCAGGCCAAGGCUGCCUGCCGUGCACCACCACCACCACCACCACCAUGCUGUGUGGCCACCUGGGGCUGCCACUGUCCUCCAGCCCGCCCCCAGCCUGUGGACGCCUGGCCCACCCUGAGUGUGAGUCACAGAGACCCUGGCCGGGGCACCCUCCACCCCCAGGCUUCCUCAGGGCUGUGGGCUGUGGCGGGACUAUGGAAGGGAGCAGGGAGAGACCCUGCCACCACCCGGAGUGGCUACGCGAGUGUGGACUGCAGGCUCCUCCUGGGGAAGCUGGGCAGGCUCGCUUUCUGGUCACGGGGCCAUUCCAGGGGGCAUCCCUUGCUCCGGGUCCCCUGCAGUGAGGGGCCUGUGAACCCCACCAGGGCAACAGCCCCUCCCAGGGACCCCUCCUUUCCUGUAGGGCGGCGCCGGCCCACCUGGGAGCCUCAGAUCCCCCUCUUCCAUCACGGAGGUAAAGUUGAGGCCGUGGACGCCACCAGCCUGAUGAAAUAAAGAUUUCAUCCAGAAAGAGUUUAAGAAAAUCUCAGCUCAGGAGCCAGAACAGAAAAGAUCAAUAGCUUUAGCCACAUGGAAGUGUGAACAUCCUGAUGGGGAAAAUACCACAAAGUCUAAUUUAAUAACUAGGGACACCUGUGUCCACAGCUGUGGCACAGACUCCCACUAAAGAAGUAGGGGUGCAUGGCUCAUGCCUGUAAUCCCAGCACUUUAAGAGGCUGAGGCAGGAGGAUCACUUGAGCUCAGGAAUUCGAGACCAGCCUGGGUCACAUAGCAAGACCCCGUCUCUACAAAAAAUAAAUUUAAAAAACUAGCCAGGUGUGGUGAUAUGCGCCUGUUAUCUCAGCAGCUCUGGGGGCUGAGGUGGGAGGAUUGCUUGAGCCCAGGAGUUAGAAGCUGCAGUGAGCUCUGAUGGAACCACUGCACUAUAGCCUGGACCACAGAGCAGGCCCCUGUCUCAAAAAUAAAAUAAAAAAGUGAAAGAAGCAA
Messenger RNA from Homo sapiens (human), 2970 nucleotides. It is a transcript of the gene C21orf58, whose product is annotated as chromosome 21 open reading frame 58. The record is from RefSeq and is marked validated. Lineage: Eukaryota; Metazoa; Chordata; Mammalia; Primates; Hominidae. The coding region runs from base 1133 to 2101 and encodes 322 amino acids. The transcript has 8 exons.